Molecule: messenger RNA, 741 nt
Organism: Triticum turgidum subsp. durum (durum wheat)
Lineage: Eukaryota; Viridiplantae; Streptophyta; Magnoliopsida; Poales; Poaceae
Source: the annotation of a GenBank genome assembly
AUGUUUUCCAUCUGUGUUAUUUUCCCCAAGGAUAGCCCGAUAGAUAAAGACAUGUCAAUCCAUCUUUGGGUGGCAAAUGACUUUAUUGCAUCAGAAACAAGAGGCCAACAAAUUUUCAAUAUGCUAGUUUGUAGAUGUUUCCUCCAAGACGUGAAGAUUCAAAAGGAUCUACUCUCUGCGUAUGAAGAUGAGGAAAUCCACCGACCAACUACUUGCAAGAUGGACGAUCUCAUGCAUGAUCUUGCUGACUCCGUAAGUGGAAAUGAUUGCUCUAUUCUACAAGAAUCUUCAUGUCAUCAAAUUCCGCAAGAGUCCACAUAUGUCAAUUCAUUACAACACGAAGUUCGACAUCUGUCACUUGAUUAUGUGCAUGAUCAUACUAUUGCGACCAUGCAGAAAAUUCUUGCUCCCCGGCCCCGCACAAUAUUAGUUCGAAGGGGGGGUAUGGGCAAGUCAAAAUUCAUAUCCUUACGAGCAUUGAAAACAUGCUAUAUCAGGCCAUAUUUGACAAAUUUGAAGCAUCUUCGCUACCUAGGUUGUUCUGAUUCUUAUGUAUCUGCGCUGCCUGAAGCCACUACAAUGUUGUAUAGCUUGCAAACAUUGAAGCUUAAUGGUUGUAGAAAUCUUCAGAAAUUACCAGAAGGCAUGAAAUACAUGAGCAGUCUUCGUCACAUCUUCCUCAUUGGGUGUAUCAGUUUGGAGUGCAUGCCACAAGGUACUGGUGAACUGAGUUCUCUGUAG